This is a messenger RNA of Manihot esculenta (cassava), 1247 nucleotides long. Its product is annotated as UPF0301 protein CHU_1773. The record is from RefSeq and is a predicted model, not a curated record. The coding region runs from base 56 to 985 and encodes 309 amino acids. The transcript is spliced from 2 exons. NCBI's taxonomy places the organism in Eukaryota, Viridiplantae, Streptophyta, Magnoliopsida, Malpighiales, Euphorbiaceae.
CAGCCAUUGCCAUCCAUCUGCUCUCAUUCAUUUUCUCGCACUAGUAAAAGAAAGCAUGGAAACUCGUUGCUUUCUCUCCUCUAACACCUUUGCCAAAACCGUGGAGCUUGCUCCCUCCUUCAAAACUAGAGUAUUCUUCAACCCCAAGAGAAGUUCUACGCAGUUUCAUUACAAAAAAGUUGGUGUUUCAUCUUCUAUUUCAUGUUGUCAUUUACCAUCAUCAUCGUCGCCGGCUGGUGAUGACAGCCAACCUCACCUUGAAGCUGAUUGGCGAUCAUUUAGAGCAAAAUUGGUUGCCAAUGAGCAAGCUUUUAGGCUCAAUACUGCGCACUCGUCAACGGUGGAUCUUGAUACUGCGGUGGGAGUGGAUACCGAUCAUCCUCUGCAAGUCACAAUUGGACACAAAUGGGCCCAUGCCAUCCAAGAACCUGAAAAGGGAUGCCUGCUGAUAGCCACAGAAAAGCUUGACGGGGUUCAUAUUUUCGAAAGGACGGUGAUUCUUCUAUUAUCAGAAGGCAAUCCAGGCCCCUAUGGGAUCAUACUCAAUAGGCCAUCCCUCAUGUCCAUCAAGGAGAUGAGAUCAACGGUGCAAGAUGCAGCUGGGAUGUUUUCUGAGAGGCGAUUGUUCUUUGGUGGACCAUUGGAGGACGGGUUGUUUCUAGUGAGCCCUGAAAGAGGCUAUGAUAAUCAUAUGGUGGAGAAGAGUGGGGUUUUUGAACAAGUAAUGAAGGGAUUAUACUACGGGACUAAAGAAAAUGCUGGCUGCGCAACUGAAAUGGUGAAGAGAAAUGUGGUUGGGAUAGGGGAUUUUAGGUUCUUUGAUGGGUACUGUCUGUGGGCGAAAGAGCAGUUGAGAGAAGAAAUAAUGGCUGGUUAUUGGACAGUAGCAGCUUGUAGCCCAAGUGUAAUUAGGCUGCAAAACGUAGGCACCCAUGGGCUCUGGGAGGAGGUCCUUGGGCUCAUGGGUCCAAAAAAAGUAUGGUGAUAUCAUAUUGAUGGUUCAUGCUGGUUAGGUUUUAGGGCAGAACCGGGGCAAAAGGGGAGCUUCUUAAUGGUGCGAUCAAAAUCAACAGAUCAUUAUAUGCUCCAAAUCUGUGUGGGGCUUAAUUGUAAUAUGACUUGAUAUGCCAAUUCCAUCCCAGUUCCUUAGCUUUACUUGCAAACUUAGCAAGAAAAAGAAAAUUCUACUUGUUUAUUCAUAACCCAGUUUAAUGUUAAUGUAUAUUUUGAUUUUCCUAGCGUUUUAA